Schistocerca nitens (vagrant locust) is the source of this 612-nucleotide messenger RNA. RefSeq names its product transcriptional regulatory protein AlgP-like. The record is from RefSeq and is a predicted model, not a curated record. Lineage: Eukaryota; Metazoa; Arthropoda; Insecta; Orthoptera; Acrididae. The transcript has a single exon. The coding region runs from base 1 to 612 and encodes 203 amino acids.
AUGUGUUCCUGCCAGCCAUCCAUCGUUCCUGACAGCCAGCCCGCCGGAAAUCCAGUGUUCCUGCCAGCCAGCCUGCGUACCUGCCAGCCAGCGUGCGUUCCUGCCAGCCAGCCUGUGUUCCUCCCAGCCAGCCUGCGUUCCUGCCAACCAGCCGGUGUUCCAGCUAGCCAGCCAGCAUUCCUGCCAGCAGGCGUCCCUGCCAGUCAGCCAGCCAGUGUUCCUGCAAGCCAGCCCUCGUUCCUGCUAGCCAGUCUGCAUUACUCCCCAUCAGCCUGUGUUCCUGCCAGCCAGCCUGCGUUUCAGCCAGCCAGCCUGCAUUCCUGCCAGCCAGCCUGUGUUCCUGCGAGCCAGCCAGCGCUCCUGCCAGCCAGCCAGUGUACUUGCCAGCCAGCGUUCCCGCCCGCAAACCAGCCAGCCAGCCAGUGUUUCUGGAAGCCAGCCUGUGUUCCUACCAGCCAGGCUGCGUUCCCGACAGCCAGCCUGGGUUCCUGCCAGCCACUCCGCGUUCCUGCCAGCCAGUCUGCGUUACUCCCAGCCAGCCUGUGUUCCUGCCAGCAAGCCAGCGUUCCUGCCAGCCAGCUUUCCGGCCAGCCAGCCAGCCAGUGCGCCUGA